Messenger RNA from Wallemia mellicola CBS 633.66, 1121 nucleotides. RefSeq lists its product as hypothetical. The record is from RefSeq and is a predicted model, not a curated record. Gene Ontology annotation, molecular function: metallopeptidase activity; protein binding; deNEDDylase activity. NCBI's taxonomy places the organism in Eukaryota, Fungi, Basidiomycota, Wallemiomycetes, Wallemiales, Wallemiaceae. Gene Ontology annotation, biological process: protein deneddylation. Gene Ontology annotation, cellular component: COP9 signalosome; cytoplasm. Bases 7 to 1053 code for a protein of 348 amino acids. The transcript has 5 exons.
ACCAAGAUGGAUUCCUCGGUGGCUAUGAAGACAUUUGACUUGGAGAACGACGUAGAAGAAGUCGACCUAAUAUACACCUAUGACGAGGAUGCUCAGAGGGAUAUAAACAAUAAACGCCCUUGGAAGCAAGACCCACAUUACUUUAAGCGUGUCAAGAUAAGCACUGUAGCACUCAUAAAGAUGGUUUUACACGCUAGAUCAGGCGUACCAUAUGAAGUAAUGGGUCUCAUGCAAGGAAAGCUGGAAGGUGAUACUAUGAUUAUUAUGGAUGCCUUCGCUUUACCAGUACAGGGUACCGAAACACGCGUUAACGCAUCAAGUGAAGCCAAUGAGUUCAUGGUUAAUUGGUUAAAUGGUAGUAAAUCAGUGAACAAACCUGAGAAUGCACUUGGCUGGUAUCACUCUCAUCCAGGCUAUGGCUGUUGGCUGAGUGGUAUAGACGUAACGACCCAAUCAACUAAUCAACAAUUCCAAGAUCCUUGGGUUGCGGUUGUUAUCGACCCUAACAGGACGAUUUCAGCUGGACGUGUCGAUAUCGGCGCUUUCAGAACGUAUCCUCAAGGAUAUAUGCCACCAAAGAGUACUUCUAUUGAUCAAAAUAUCCCACAGUCGAAAAUUGAAGACUUCGGUGUACACGCUAAUGCUUAUUACCAACUUGAGGUUUCAAUUUUCAAGAGUAGUCUUGAUAAGAAAUUGCUUGACCUGCUUUGGAAUAAGUAUUGGGUAAAUACGCUCUCACAAAGCAAACUGAUUACAAACCGCGCUUAUUUGACAGACCAGAUUAGCGACCUUCAAGACAAGCUCAAAGAAGCUGAGAUGGGCUUGUAUGGCAGAGGAAAUGCCGAAAAAUCAGAUGAUGACUCCGGAUUGGUAAAGGCAGUACGUUUGAGCAACCGUAUAGCAGUUGAAGGUCAACUCGGUUUAAUCUCACAGAUGGCCAAAGACGCACUUUUCAACAGAAGUGGUUGCACACAUAAUCAUGACAAGUUACGUGCAUCUGCUGAUACUGUUUCACGAUUGAACACAGAACAAACUGAACCAAUGCAGAUGUAAUCUGUUUGCUAUACCAAAAUUAACUAUUCUUGUAUCUUUUGCAUUAUAAGCUUUCAUCCACUUCCCGC